Molecule: messenger RNA, 3330 nt
Organism: Symsagittifera roscoffensis
Lineage: Eukaryota; Metazoa; Xenacoelomorpha; Acoela; Convolutidae
Product: mothers against decapentaplegic homolog 5-like
Exons: 6
Coding region: 1-1422 (473 amino acids)
Biological process (GO): anatomical structure morphogenesis; regulation of transcription by RNA polymerase II; SMAD protein signal transduction
Cellular component (GO): heteromeric SMAD protein complex
Molecular function (GO): I-SMAD binding; RNA polymerase II cis-regulatory region sequence-specific DNA binding; DNA-binding transcription factor activity, RNA polymerase II-specific
Source: RefSeq, a predicted model, not a curated record
AUGACAAUGGCGAGUCUAUUCUCUUUCACUAGUCCCGCCGUCAAACGUCUUCUCGGAUGGAAACAAGGCGAUGAAGAAGAGAAGUGGGCUGAAAAAGCUGUUGACGCGUUGGUCAAGAAAUUGAAAAAGCAGAAAGGAGCAUUUGAAGAUUUGGAACGAGCACUAAGUAGACCCGGUGAGCCGAGCAAUUGUGUCACGAUCCCCCGUUCACUUGAUGGUCGUCUGCAAGUGUCCCAUCGAAAGGGAUUACCACAUGUGAUUUAUUGCCGUGUUUGGAGAUGGCCAGACUUACAAUCCCAUCAUGAGCUGAAAGCGCUAGACAUCUGCAAGUUCCCAUUUAACAGUAAACAGAAUGAUGUCUGCAUCAACCCUUAUCACUACAAGAGGGUCGAAACACCAGUCCUUCCUCCAGUUUUGGUCCCUCGAUACAGCGAGUUUCCGCCCACCCACAAAUUCCUACCGGGCGGUGUGCCCUUUGGUCAGCCAGGCCCACCUGGUGUGCCACCAACAGGAGGAAUGGAUCAGUCAGCUGCAAUGCCUUUCAACAUGUCCCCUUUCCCUUCAGCAAGCAACCCUUCGAGUCCCAGUCAAACAGCAACUGCAACUACCGCCGGACCAACAAGUCCGUAUGAUUUAUCCGAUACGCCACAGUCUGCGUACAUGUCGGGAAACGAAGAGCACAAAACGAGCAUAGAACAGAUGUUGGAGGGAGGUCAAGGAGGCGUGAUCAACCACCACCCGAUGCACUCGGCAGCAGCUGCGGCAGCCGCAAACAGAGCCGGAGUCGGAAAUAUGCCCGUAGAAGUUACACCCGUGAACUACCAAGAGCCUCCCUGGUGGUGCUCGAUUGCCUAUUAUGAAUUGAAUUACAGAGUGGGAGAACCGUUUCAUGCCUCGAGGCCGAGCAUCGUGAUUGAUGGGUUUACUGAGCCUUCGAACCCCGAACGAUUUUGUCUCGGUUUGCUCUCGAAUGUGAACAGAAAUUCAACGAUAGAAAACACUAGAAGACACAUCGGAAAAGGAGUCCAUCUGUAUUAUGUGGGAGGCGAAGUGUUCGCCGAGUGUUUAAGCGACAGUAGCAUUUUCGUGCAGAGCAGAAACUGCAAUCACCACCAUAACUUCCACCCUUCCACCGUCUGCAAAAUACCGCCGGGAUGCAGUUUGAAAAUCUUCAACAAUCAAGAGUUCGCCCAACUGCUGUCAAAUUCAGUGAAUCACGGUUUUGAGGCAGUCUACGAACUCACUAAAAUGUGCACUAUCCGAAUGAGUUUCGUCAAGGGGUGGGGAGCUGAGUACCACCGACAAGACGUCACCAGCACCCCCUGCUGGAUCGAAAUCCACCUUCAUGGCCCCCUCCAAUGGCUGGACAAAGUCCUAACCCAGAUGGGAUCGCCCAGAAACCCUAUUUCAUCCGUCUCCUGAAACACAGACUCUUUGAAUAUUUCUCUCUUUUUUUUGCACGGGAAGUUGACUCUUUCUGCAUUCAUUUUUCUUCUCAUGAUGCCAUUUUUACUUCACUCUGAGUAGCUUUACAUUUUAAGGAGACAAUUUUGUAUCGUAAAAUAGAGUCGUACUACUUCUUUUUCUUAUUACUGAUCGAGAAUGGGUCGACACUCUUGUCAUUUACUGGGCUUUUAUGAUAAUGGUUAGGUUCCAUCUCCUCAGUGCUCCCUUCCUUUGUCAACAUACUUAUUGACUGCCUUCGUCCAUUUGGGACAAAUAUUCUAUCUUCUGAUUCUGUAACUUAUGAAGUUCAAUUUAUUGUAAUUACAUCUUGCUGGGCUAACAUUAUUUUUAAUUACAGUGAAAGGUUUCAAUGACUCAACGAGUUAAAGUGUUUUGAGCAAAUGCAAUUCUUCUGGUCAUUUUACGCAAAAUCAGCAAACAAUCAACUAAAGUGAUUUUUAUUUUAAUCAUUUAUCUUUCAUGUUCAUAUGAAUACCUUUUGAGAUUGUACCCCUUCGAUUUGUAUCCUGCUUCUGUUUUUGUAUUUUGACAAUUUGUAUUGUAAAAUGUACAAAAGUGCUGUUUUGAUGUAUUUUAGAAGGAGAGGAAAAGCAAACAUUUCAAGCAUUCUUAAACAUCUUGAGACUGUCAACUUUCAAAAAUUUUGGUUUAAAUGUGAAAAAAAGCGUUUUGUGUAGAUAUUUGUUUUUAUUUAUUUUUCAUUGGAUGUUUUUGAAAAUUACUUUAGCCUUAUUGGCACCAUUUAUUGGAAAAUUGUCAAAUUAAGGAAGGAAGUAAACAAUUAGAGCUCAGAUCCGCCAAAGAAAUAUCCGUUUUUACCUCUCCCCGCUAAAUUUGUUGCCUUAGGCCACUUUUAUGCACACGAAUGAAAUCAGAGGGAGUAAGAUAGAAGUGUAUUAAUAGUAGUAGUAAUAGUUGCCUCAAUUUGAAGGUGUAAUUUGGGUAAUUUGAACCUGGUGAUUACAAACUAUGAUAAUUCACUUUGUUCCUGUAGCCAAUAUUAAUCAUCGGGGCUUAGCACACAAUCCGUGGGGAGAGCAAAAGAAUGGCCCAGAAGUCGUGGCGCCUGCCUUUAUUAAUUUUAGUCGCCACGCCAGAGCAAACGUCGCAAAGUCCAUUCAACAGUCACAGUACCUUUUAUUGUCUCAAAAGAAUCAAAACAACAUGCAGCUGAUCAACGGAAAAAUCAUGUACUAUAUCAAUUUGCUAUUAAUACUACUCGAUAAAACUUUAUGUCAAAAUCGAUUACGUCAUAAAUGAUUCAAUUGAAAAUGUCACUAAUUAUACAAAAAGUGUCCUUCGCACCGAGAAAAACGAAAAACACUGUAGCGCAGAUGAACGCAUUGGGACCUACAUAAUCCAUAAAGAAGACUAUUUUGUUCAUAGAAACUAACGACAAAAGCUCAAAAUUGAUGCCUAAAAUCAAUUCUAAAAGUUUUUUUCCGGUCAGAAUUAAUGCAAACAAGCAAAAUGUUUUUGAAGUUCAUUCAACGCACUUGAUAAAGCUUUAUAGGAUAUCUUUUUAAAAAAUAGAAAUAAAAUUUUUAAAUCAGCUGUUUUUAAUUGGCUUUUCGAUAUGAAAUACUUUGCCUUUUGUUGCUACGUGAAAAGAGAAUUUUGUUGUAGAAAUUUCCCUUGUGCUGUGAAGUAGUAGCUUCGAACAGCAUUUACUUAGUUUAUCAUCAGCUUGAUUUGAACUAACAUUAGACAUAUGAGAUUAUUUUGUGCCUUUAAUAUUAUAUCCUCAUUUUUCAUGUAUCUAACUUGCAAUAAACAGUUUAAAUGCAAAAAAAUGCAGUGUUUUCCCAGUGCUUUUUGUUGACUGAUAAAAAUGAAAUAUAAAAUAGUAUUAAUGUUUUUCAA